AUGAAAAACCCUACACAUGUGAGGAGUGCGGUCAAUGUUUUAUCACAGCCAGCAAGCUCGGAAGACAUAACAAGAGAAUCCAUCUAGCUAUCCGACACCAGUGCAGAAUAUGUUACAAAUACUUCUCUAGGUUUGAAUAUCUAACAAAACAUUUUGAUAAGAAACAUCCAGAAGAUAAGUUAGAAGGGGAACCGUACGAUUAUAAUGCGAUAUUGCCUUAUUUGAAAGAACUUGAGGAGCAAUUGCAAAUAAAAACUGAUGAACCGCAAGAGAAAAGUGAGAAGUUAUGGGAAGAUUGGCCGAUAGAUGAUUGUAAAUAUCCUAAUAUUAAAGAGAUUAUCAAACCGAUAGAUAAUGCUGUGAAUAGUUUAACAGUGGUCGUGGAAAUGCCUAAAGGAAUAAUAGAUACGGAAAUUAAAAAAGAAAUAGACUCGGAUGGAUAUAAUUCAGAUAUCAAAGGGGAUAUACAAGACAG
This is a messenger RNA of Papilio polytes (common Mormon), 475 nucleotides long. RefSeq names its product zinc finger protein 43-like. The annotation marks the transcript as partial. The transcript has 3 exons. Gene Ontology annotation, cellular component: nucleus. Gene Ontology annotation, biological process: regulation of transcription by RNA polymerase II. Gene Ontology annotation, molecular function: DNA-binding transcription factor activity, RNA polymerase II-specific; RNA polymerase II cis-regulatory region sequence-specific DNA binding. Lineage: Eukaryota; Metazoa; Arthropoda; Insecta; Lepidoptera; Papilionidae. The record is from RefSeq and is a predicted model, not a curated record.